This is a messenger RNA of Myxocyprinus asiaticus (Chinese sucker), 1531 nucleotides long. RefSeq names its product chitobiosyldiphosphodolichol beta-mannosyltransferase-like. Gene Ontology annotation, molecular function: mannosyltransferase activity. Gene Ontology annotation, cellular component: endoplasmic reticulum. The record is from RefSeq and is a predicted model, not a curated record. The coding region runs from base 13 to 1479 and encodes 488 amino acids. Lineage: Eukaryota; Metazoa; Chordata; Actinopteri; Cypriniformes; Catostomidae. The transcript is spliced from 13 exons.
CAGGAAAACACAAUGGCGGAUGCCAAUGCGGCAGUAGCAGUAGUGACAAUUUCAUUGGUUCUUUUAGGACUUUUAUCAGGAUUAAGCUUAUCGUGGGCUCUUCUACCAGUCGCUGUAGUAGUGCUUAUUUUUAUACUAGCCAGUGGAUUAAAGGGACGAGAUGAACUUGCACAUUUAAACGUUUGCGUGUUGGUGUUGGGAGAUAUAGGGCGCAGUCCUCGUAUGCAGUAUCAUGCGCUGUCUCUCAGCAGACAUGGAUACAAUGUCACCUUAAUUGGCUUUCUUGGUACUAAACCUCAUCAAGACAUUCUUGAGGAUGAGAGGAUAGACAUACUCCCCAUUUCAGAGCUGAAAGGGCUAAAAGUUGGCCCUAAAAUCUUCAGAUAUGUCUCAAAGGUGAUAUUCCAGUGUUUUCAGCUGUACUAUGUGUUGAUGAAGAUUGAGGACCAAGGCUAUAUCCUUAUGCAGAACCCCCCUGGGCUGCCAGCUAUAGCAGUGACAUGGGUGGCAAGUCGUUUCAGGGGAAACCAGUUUAUCAUAGACUGGCACAACUAUGGAUACACCAUAAUGGCACUUACUCAUGGGGAGAAUCAUCUAAUUGUUAAGGUGGCAAAAUGGUAUGAGAAGCUCUUUGGCUGUUUCUCAGAUCAUAACCUAUGUGUCACCAAUGCAAUGAGGGAAGAUCUUAAGAAGAAUUGGAAUAUUGAGGCCACAACAUUAUAUGACAAGCCACCCUCAAUAUUUAGAGAAACACAUCUGAAACUUCAACAUGAGCUGUUUGUCAGAAUGGGUGGUGCUUAUUCACCAUUUAAGCCUAGUUCUGAGGUCUCUAAGGAACACAUGGAAUUAACAGCCUUCACAGAGCGCAAUACUCAAACAGGUGCUGUGACACGCUCUGCUGGCCGACCCGCUCUGCUUAUCAGCAGCACCAGCUGGACUGAGGAUGAAGACUUCUCAAUUCUUUUACAAGCACUUGAAGACUAUGAGAAGUUUGUUGAGGCAGGAGACAAACUUCCAUUAUUGGUCUGUGUAAUUACAGGUAAAGGUCCUCAGAAGGAGUAUUACAAGAAGCUGAUUGACUCCAAGGAAUUUAAACAUGUUAAGAUUUGUACUCCGUGGCUGGAGGCAGAGGAUUAUCCAGUUUUACUUGGUUCUGCUGAUCUUGGUGUCUGCUUGCACAAAUCCUCCAGUGGUCUUGACCUUCCAAUGAAGGUAGUUGAUAUGUUUGGAUGUUGUCUGCCAGUCUGUGCCAUACACUUUAAGUGCUUACAUGAACUGGUGAAACACGAAGAAAAUGGGCUUAUUUUCAAAGACUCCAAUGAGCUUUCGGAACAGCUAAAGCUUCUGUUUUCAGACUUUCCCAGUGAACAGGGUAAACUGGGUCUCUUCAGGAAGAAUCUAAGGGAAAGCGGGCAGCAGCGCUGGAAUGAGAACUGGGACCAUAACGUCCUGCCUCUUUUUAAAGAGCACUGUGACUGACCAUCAUUAGAGUCUUGGUGCUGGGCUUGGGUAACAGGUUCUCAAAUCUUUU